Messenger RNA from Rhopilema esculentum, 1929 nucleotides. RefSeq lists its product as uncharacterized. The record is from RefSeq and is a predicted model, not a curated record. Gene Ontology annotation, cellular component: cytoplasm. NCBI's taxonomy places the organism in Eukaryota, Metazoa, Cnidaria, Scyphozoa, Rhizostomeae, Rhizostomatidae. Gene Ontology annotation, molecular function: N6-methyladenosine-containing RNA reader activity; mRNA binding. Gene Ontology annotation, biological process: mRNA destabilization.
UGAAUGUGCUUGAUUGUCGCAGUGGAAAAACUCAAGUGUCCUUUGUUUGGAAUUAACCACGUUCAACGCGGAGGAACUUCAUUUUAGGACUUGGAAAAGGAUCUCACUUAUCGUCGAACCAAAUCUGAAUUCAUGUUGUGAUGUCUACUACCUUGGACCAACGAGGGAAAGAAAACGGGCCAAGCAAUCCAGGUGCAACCAGAAAGGCUGAAGCGAAAGGAUUCAACUAUAACGCAAAUAACUUGCCGAAUCAAAAGCCACUUCAACCACAACCAGAUGUGGUAGCUGCAAACAUGCUAGAGGCAUUUAUGUCAGGGUAUUACACUAACACAAAUAAUGCAGCCGCAUAUCAGAUACCAUACCAAGGCUUCGGACAGCAACCUGCUUGGUCAGCUGCUACCAGUUCUCAGCCCCAGGGAUUUGAUCAUAAUGUUACCAAUUAUAGCUAUGGAGGACUUGCUCCCGGUGGGGCAUCUGAAAAUCAAUUUAUGACUCCUGAUCAUGUAUUUAAUCCAUCAAAUUCUGGAUUUGCAAACACUUUUACACCAUAUGUUGGUGGAACUGCAUGGUCAUAUUUCAACAAUCCAAGCUCAUUCUUCUUUCCUACGGGCAAUACUGAUUUGAACUUAACAUGGGGCACAGCAGAAAACCCAAGUGGACAGUUACAUCAGGAUUUGUAUAAGCCGCCACCACCUCCUGAACACGAAAAGGCCAAGGUUGAACAAGGUGAACUUUCAGGAUUUGAUAAUGGGGAAGUGCCAGACCAGAGUCUUGGAACAUUUGUUAAUCCGGCCACUGCUACAGUUGAGAAGUCUUUGUCCCAACUAACGGUAUCAGGUACUAAUCAAGGAGAUAUCAAAGACAGUAAUGACCCAACAGUUAGUAGCUCAGGUCCAUCAUCAAUUAAGGUUUCAAAGAGCUCUUCUGGUACUGCACAAUCAGGGACAUCAAAUGCACCGGGUAAGCCAGCAUCGUGGGCAGCUGUUGCUAGCCAGCCUGCAAAGCCCAAACCACCAUCAUCUAAAACACAGAAAGCACCAGUUCAGUUACCAUCAGCCUCAAAACCAAAUUAUAGUAACCAAAAUGGGAACGUUGCAAAAAAUGGGGGUGGAAAACAACAAGCUAAUGGUAAUGGUGGUCGUUGGAACCGCCAGAAUAAUAGUGCUAAUGGACAGUCUGCUAGUGUAAGUGUGGUUGACUCGCGAAUUCCAAAGGAUUGUUCACCCUUGCUUCGUGAUCUUUGGACCAGAAAUAAUUUCAACCCGAAGGAACUCAAUCUGGAUUUUAAGAAUGCAAGGUACUUUAUAAUCAAAAGCUACAGUGAGGAUGAUAUAUUUCGCUCUAUUAAGUAUAGCAUUUGGACAAGUACAGAGCAUGGAAAUCGCCGUUUGAAUGAAGCAUUUAAAGAACAGUCCAAGAAUGGUAAUGGACCCAUUUACAUGCUGUUUAGUGUAAAUGGCAGUGGGCAUUUCUGUGGGGUUGCCCAGAUGAUGUCUUUUGUGGACAUUCAUGUUGAGACAGGGGUCUGGGUACAAGAUAAGUGGAAGGGCAGGUUUGAUGUCAAAUGGAUUUAUGUUAAGGAUGUACCUAACAAUCUUUUGAGACCAAUACGCUUGGAAAACAACGAGAACAAGCCAAUUACUAACUCUAGGGAUACACAGGAGGUUCCUCCAGAAAAGGGAAAACAUGUUAUUAACAUUGUGCACUCUUACAAGGCUCAGACCUCAAUCUUUGAUGACUUUAGUCACUAUGAGCAACGUCAAGAGGAAGAUGCAAAGCUCAGGGGGAAAAAGGUACCUUAAAGGUUAAUUCAAAAGAAUAAGCAUUGUGUCUUUGCACGCUUCUUUUAAAAAUAUCACAAACCUAAUAUUCAAAGCAAAAAGUUAAUCAUUGGUAUUCCCAUUGAUGAUAGUCACUGGCUUAAUAUUA